Molecule: messenger RNA, 582 nt
Organism: Caenorhabditis remanei
Lineage: Eukaryota; Metazoa; Nematoda; Chromadorea; Rhabditida; Rhabditidae
Exons: 3
Coding region: 1-582 (193 amino acids)
Molecular function (GO): protein binding
Source: RefSeq, a predicted model, not a curated record
AUGACGUCGACUUCUCCUCCGUUUCCACUAUUCCGUUUACCCUAUUUGCCUCUUGAUAAAGUGCUUCGCAGUUUUGAAUGUGGAGAUUUAAUCGAGUUUUCAACUUGUUCGAAACGAUGCAAACAAAUAGUAAAAUCAACUAGAAACGAAUUCACUGGUAUCAAAAUUCAAAUCAUGCGCAACUUUUUUUCACUUAUGGUGGAUAGCAAUAAUGGGCUUGAAUCAAUGUGGAUGUCUAGCGAAAACGACUUCGAUGAAAAUGUCCGUUAUUUUAUGUUAAGUGGAGAAAACAUAAAAAUACAAGGCGUCAACAGUCUCUUCCAUGUCUUCUAUCCCCCACAGAGCCGGAAGCUCAUCUUCACAUCCCUGGUAGAUCACAUAGUGGAGAUUCUUCAAAUUCCCAUAAUUUCUGUGGACUUCACCACCGACCAAUUCGAUCGCUUUCUCCAAUUUGUCCCUUCUGUCUCGAACAGCAGACGGAUAAGUUUUUACGGGGACACUGCAAUGUCACGGGGAGAUCGGGAAUUCGUGAGAAACAUUGUAAAUCCUGAUUGUGAAUUGACAUUCUGGCCUCCAAUUUGA